ACGGAAUACUGUGUUUCUCCGAGGCUACUGGUCCGGUUUGUUACCGACUAUAUGUUACACUUAUAACUGGCUAGGAAAACACGUUGAUGGUCUGCAGUAGAACCUGAGGUAGCGGGCCUAACCGUAGCCCCGACAUCAUGACCGAGAGUUUCAGCAACAUCGAGGAUGAGGCGUUCCCCAGUUUCCUGUCUAGCUCUGUGGGCAACAGCCGUGCCACCCUGGGGAACGUCACCCUGGGCUCCACCCUGGGGCUGCCCGUAGCUGCCUCCACCAUGGCUAAAAUUAGAGCUGGGGCUGACAACAGAGUAAAUGCUGUCCAGGCGUCAUAUCUGGAGGACGGUCGGCUCUCUCUGGCUAACUCUCAGUCCUACAACAAGGAACAGGGGAAAUUUGCCCUCAGCUUCAAAGAUGAGCUAGAUGAUGCAGAUGACUUCAUAGCAGCCCACCGGUUCUCAGACAUGCUGGUGAAGGUGAAUCUGGACGAGACCGAGCCCAGGACUAGAGCCUCCUCCCUCGGCCCCAACACACAGACUGGACCUCUCCCUGGAAGACACUCUGAACAUGGAGACGAUCUCUCUACGGGGCGGCUGACCUUCACCAACCUGGUUAAUAGGGACUUUAUGGAUCUAAAGGUCCGAUCCCUCCCAGGCACCGUAGACGACCAGAGUCUGGCCAGUGACGGAGCCGACAGCGACCGCUUCAGUGGGAGUGUCUCCAGCUUCCUGGCCAAUGAGAAGCUCAUGUCUAUGGACAGCAUGAACAGUGAUGUCACAGAUGACGAUAUCGACGUGAACGACCUGCAGGAUGAAGAUCUGGACCUGUUCUUAAACAAGCUGGUUAGCCCUGCCAUGCAGAGAGGACGGGUGGAGGGACAGGAGAUACCUCUUGCUGACCAGCCAGCCAACCAAUACUAUUCAUCUCAGCCCAGUUCCACAGAACCACAGAAGAACAGAUACCAGUUCCUGGAUGACUAUGAUCAGAUGCCUGACGUGCGGCUGGCUGCUACAGGGAUGGACUCGUGUCCUGGUAGUGAUGAGGAGGACACUGAGGAUGAACUGGAGGCAGCUAGGGGACACAGUUCUACCAGACACAGACUACUGCUGUCCAGCACCUCCCGACAGCUGGUGGGAGAGAGCAACCGUCCCAGCUUCAGACCUGGGCUGGAGGGAGGCAGCUCUGACGAAGAAGCUUACUCUGGUCGUAACUCUCCUCUAACUGGGUACGAACACAGAUACUCUGCAGAGGGCCAAGUCAUCAACACUGUAACAGGUAACAGACACUGA
Salvelinus namaycush (lake trout) is the source of this 1283-nucleotide messenger RNA. RefSeq names its product centrosomal protein of 192 kDa-like. Bases 138 to 1283 code for a protein of 381 amino acids. The record is from RefSeq and is a predicted model, not a curated record. Gene Ontology annotation, biological process: centrosome-templated microtubule nucleation; centriole replication; centrosome duplication. Gene Ontology annotation, cellular component: centriole; pericentriolar material; cytoplasm. NCBI's taxonomy places the organism in Eukaryota, Metazoa, Chordata, Actinopteri, Salmoniformes, Salmonidae. Gene Ontology annotation, molecular function: protein kinase binding. The transcript has 10 exons.